Messenger RNA from Aspergillus melleus, 192 nucleotides. RefSeq lists its product as uncharacterized. The transcript has a single exon. The record is from RefSeq and is a predicted model, not a curated record. Lineage: Eukaryota; Fungi; Ascomycota; Eurotiomycetes; Eurotiales; Aspergillaceae. The coding region runs from base 1 to 192 and encodes 63 amino acids.
AUGAACAUAAAGUUGUACCCCCUGGCCUCCCAGGCCAAAAGCACGGGCUUGCGCUCGUGGCUGAAGAAACAACCCUGGGGAACUCAUGCAAAGCUGGCGACCGCUCAAUUCGACACGCUCGCCGAAGACCUCGACGCUGAAACCGAGAGGGUUGUUGAUGAGUUGCACGCACAGGCAAAGGAGAAUUUGUGA